CUUCACUCAUAUCCGGGAGGUGGCGUACGGGAGGGUGUGUCUUGUGUACUGCUUGUGUGUUUAAUGGCUUGUACACUUUCCCCAAUAAGCUCUUGCUCUGAGAGACGUAGCCAUGCUUCACUUCGUAACUUGGUGUUAAAAACGAGACGCUAGGCGGUGGGUGUUUGCUCUCUUGUCUAGUCUUUCCGGUGAUGUAGAGCGCUAGGUUGUGCAGCAGCUCGGAGUCAUGGAGAAGGACUCUAUCGGUCAGAGCGGUCUCUCCUGCUGUGGUAUCAGACUGUCACUGCUGCUACUGGUGACGAUGAGACUGGCGGUGGUCAGUUCAAAGGACAACAACCUGUACACAGUAUCAGAGUUGUGCCAGGACUCGUUUAUGAAGCAACACAACCGCAUGAUAGAAGGUGCGGUGCUGGCGUCGAGGGGUGAAAGGAACCUGAAGUGUGAAGUCACCUUCCAGACGGCCUCCGUGCUCCAAAGGUUCAUGCUAAGGUUUGAAAGGCUGCAACUGGAUUGUAACGACCACCUCUAUAUCUACGAUGGUGCCCAUGUAACAGAGCCACACAAGGCGGACCUGUCUUGCCGGAGCACGCUACAGAACGUCGGCACCCUUUACACACAGAGCAAUUUCGUCACCCUGAAGUACGUCACAGAUCAGUGGGGACCCAAGGACAACGGCUUCAGGCUCCUUAUCACAGCUUUCAAGGACAAGAAACACACCUGUCUCCAUUUCCGCUGUGAAACGACUAACUUCUGUGUGGACCGCGAGCUGACAUGUGAUGGAGUGAACCACUGUGGUGACGGUAGUGAUGAGUCCACCAACCUGGCCCGCUGCCCUCCCACGCCUUUGAACGAGGUGUUGGGUGUGUCUGGUGCCCUCCUUGUGACUAUUGUAACCUCCGUGGCCCUCCUAUGCUGUGCUUGCGGCGUGGGUGUAGUGGUGUGUGUUUACAGGAGAAACAGAGCAUUGCAUCAGCCACCACCUCAGUCGCAAGGUUAUCCCAUAGAGGUCGGCGGGACAAUGGGGACAAAUGGUACCUUUGGAAGUGUCAUGGUAGAAAAGCCUCCACCUUAUCCUGGAGCACCUCAGCACACCUCCGUCAAUCCCCCAGACACCAGCCCGGGAAACCUGUGUCGCCCUUCGGCAGGGGUGGGGUGCAGUACGCGUCAAAUGUUCAACGUUCUCUUCUGCCUGUGUCAGUGAGAGCGUCCGGCUCUGAGAGCGAUGUAUCUUCCACUCAGAAAGAAGAGUGGUUUGUAUAGGUGGAAACGAACGAGCGUACUAUACUCCCCUGUCGCAGGGCUGCCUCCAGAUGUCCACCAGCUGCUCCCCAGAUGGACAUCCACCUCUCUCUCUCUCUCUCUCUCUCUCUCUCUCUCUCUCUCUCUCUCUCUCUCUCUCUCUCUCUCUCUCUCUCUCUCUCUC
Messenger RNA from Portunus trituberculatus (swimming crab), 1423 nucleotides. RefSeq lists its product as uncharacterized. Lineage: Eukaryota; Metazoa; Arthropoda; Malacostraca; Decapoda; Portunidae. Gene Ontology annotation, molecular function: protein binding. Bases 227 to 1201 code for a protein of 324 amino acids. The transcript has 8 exons. The record is from RefSeq and is a predicted model, not a curated record.